AGCUUUCAUUUCAAAAACAGACACACUUGUGAGUCUGAGAAAGAAACGUCCUUCAGGCUACAUCUGCAUAACUUUAGCAGCUGCGUUGUUGACUUUUGCAUUUGUUCUUCAGUCUGUUUUUGACUUAAAGUUUAAUAAGAUUGUUUUAAGGUUGUUAUUAAAAGUGUAAGCAUGGUCCUUCCGAGCCUGUGUCAAACAGGGUUUACGGUGCUCCGGCAGAUAGAGACCGUUGUCGUGCUUGAGCAGCUGGGCAGCACUCUCUUCGACACCGCCCUGCAGAUGGUGGUCAAAGACCGGAGUGUGAACGCCACCUAUCCGGAUUCCCACCGGUCCCGGGAGGAAAGCCAGCAAAAAGCCAUGACGGACUUCUACAUGGCCUACGACCUCAUCAUCCGUCUGGUUCCGAUCCUCCCUGCGCUGCUCCUGGCCAGGUUAGGCGACCGCGGCUUGAGGAGAGCCCCCAUCGUGGUGCCCCUGAGCGGGUACGUGCUGUCCAGGCUCGCCCUGCUUCUGGUGGUCGUCUUUCGGCUCCCGUUGGAGGUGAUGUUCGGCGCGGCGGUUGUCUUCGGGCUGUCCGGCGGCUUCUGCACCUACUGGCCAGGCGUGAUGACCCUGGCGUCGCUCGGCUCCACCGCGACCGACCGCUCUAAGGCGAUGAUGAAAGUGGAGCUGCUGUACGGGGCAGCAGGUCUGGUGGGCAGCCUGGUGUCGGGUCACCUGUUCCUGCUGUACAGCGUCAGUUUGGAACAGGGGACCGUCCUGCUCACUGUGAGCGCACUCAUAAACCUGCUCUGCCUCCUGCACUCCGUGUUCCUGCUGCAGGUGAAAGAAGUAACCAACACAGAGCCAGAGGACAAUUGUCACCUCCUUCCUCCCGCCUAUAGUGAAGCCCCUGCGCAGGCUCCUCUAGGGAAGAACCUGGUGAACGUGGUUCUGCUGUUUGCAGCUGCUAUACUGUACGACUUUGCAGUGGGGGGAGCCAUAGAGAUACUGGGCAGUUUUGUGCUGAAAGAGCCACUCAACUGGAGCGCCACUCAGGUGGGUUAUGGGAACGCCGCAGGCUGCAUGAUUUUUCUCACCAGUUUCGUCGGCGUCAUUGUGUUUCGUCGCUGCGUCAGCGACGUGGCGCUCAUCAUGAUCGGCAUGCUGUCGUUCGCCUCGGGAUUUUACUUCAUGUCCUUUGUAACGGCCACCUACAUGUUCUACCUCGCUCGCUCCCUCACUCUGUUUGCUCUCAUCCCGAUGCCCACCAUCAGAUCUCUGCUCUCACAGCAGGUUCCAGCAUCCUCAUGUGGCACCACUCUCACCUACUUGCAGUUGGCUCUGAAGUUUGCCGGUCUGGCGUACAUCCCGACCUUUACUAAGAUCUAUCAGGGAACCCUGGACUGGUUCCCAGGCUUCGUCUUCAUGCUGUCCAGCAUCAUUGCAGUACUGGGAAUGAUACCCAUCAGUAUUGUCGGCUGCAGAUCAGCUCAGACGCGACAGUACAUGAGGAUUCAGGGCGACUGAGGGCAAAGACGUCACCGCCAGCAGGGACUUAGUGUUGGUACGAGGCCGACGGGAAGC
Molecule: messenger RNA, 1566 nt
Organism: Etheostoma spectabile (orangethroat darter)
Lineage: Eukaryota; Metazoa; Chordata; Actinopteri; Perciformes; Percidae
Gene: slc46a2
Product: solute carrier family 46 member 2
Exons: 7
Coding region: 172-1509 (445 amino acids)
Biological process (GO): transmembrane transport
Cellular component (GO): membrane
Molecular function (GO): transmembrane transporter activity
Source: RefSeq, a predicted model, not a curated record